AUGGCGAGCCACGGAGAGAAGACCGGGGAUCAGCACACGACGGUGGACGAACAGGAGCCCGUCAGUCAUACAAACACCAUCGAAGAAGCCAAGCGCUCUUCGGAUGAGUCCAGCGCCCCAAGCCAUGAAGUCCUCUACGCGGCCGGUAUAGGCCUGAGAGCGGAUGAUCCUACCCUGCCAUGCCUGACCAUCCGCAUCUGGGCCAUCGUGGGCCUGCUGUUCGAGCUCGUCGUCAAGAGGAGGCAGCGGGGCUGGUGGAGGCGCUACAACUUUGUGCUCAGCUCCGCACUGGACUGCUCCGUCGCCAUCGCCGGCAUCGUCGUCUUCUUUGCGCUGUUCUACACUGGCGCGUCGAAACACUUCAAGUGGUGGGUUACGGAAGUCCACCAGCGAUUAGGUUGGGUUGACAACAAGGGUGAACCUGGUUCCUUUAUGAUGAAGAUCAUCAUGAAGUAUCACUAG
This is a messenger RNA of Diaporthe citri, 462 nucleotides long. RefSeq lists its product as uncharacterized. Gene Ontology annotation, biological process: transmembrane transport. The coding region runs from base 1 to 462 and encodes 153 amino acids. The record is from RefSeq and is a predicted model, not a curated record. Gene Ontology annotation, molecular function: oligopeptide transmembrane transporter activity. NCBI's taxonomy places the organism in Eukaryota, Fungi, Ascomycota, Sordariomycetes, Diaporthales, Diaporthaceae. The transcript is spliced from 5 exons.